Molecule: messenger RNA, 1230 nt
Organism: Psilocybe cubensis
Lineage: Eukaryota; Fungi; Basidiomycota; Agaricomycetes; Agaricales; Agrocybaceae
Exons: 3
Coding region: 1-1230 (409 amino acids)
Source: RefSeq, a predicted model, not a curated record
AUGUCCUCGAACAAAUCUCUCAAAGCCAUCCAAUCUGCUUUCAGCAAUAUUAACCACAUAACCUACUGCAGUGGUGCGGUAUCACUCACUGAAACGACGUCAAAGCUUUACUACACCACCAUCAACGGAUCCGAAGGAAAAAUCGAUUUCAGCAAGCCGACAGAUGAUCAACUGGCCGCUUUAGCUGGUUCGUGUCAAAAGGCCACAUUCGGCGUCGAGAAACAGGACGUCUUGGACGAAACCUAUCGCAAGGCUGGCAAGUUGGACGCCACCCAGUUUGCCAUAAAUUUCUCUCCUUUGACUGGCGGCAUUCUCGAUACCAUUCGGGACUCUCUUCUAGGCUCACAGAUUGAGGGUAACUCUAUUGAGGUUGAGUUGUACAAGCUCAAUGUAUACGGCCCCGGAUCAUUCUUUAAAUCCCAUGUAGACACCCCGCGUAACGAGAAUAUGUUUGGAUCGUUGGUUGUUGUGCUGCCAACCGUUCACGAGGGAGGAUCCCUGAUCGUUCGACACGCGGGAAACGAGCAAGUGUUCGAUACCGCACUGGCAGUGCGCUCAGACAAUAUUCCCAAAGCCGCAUUUGUUGCCUUUUACAGCGAUGUAGAACACGAAGUGACCCUUGUUACCUCUGGCUACCGUGUCACCCUCACUUACAACUUGUAUCUGACAAAAACCUCGAGCAAACCCCUGAAGCCGCUUUCGAUGACUGCCGACUACAUUGAAAAACUCAAACAGUCGUUAGCCGCCCUCCUGGCCGAUCCAAACGUGCUUCCUAAUGGCGGUCUAUUAGGGUUCAGUCUGGCUCAUCGUUACCCCAUCGAUCCCAAAAAGACCGAACUCUCUAACCUCAUUGAAUGCCUCAAAGGAAGCGAUGCCGAUACCCUGAGCAUCUGUAAAUCCCUUUCAAUCGACGUCUCCCUCAAAGCGAUCUACUAUCCCCCCAAAGGAUAUAGGACGGGCUCUUGCCUUGUGGACCAAUUUGUCGACUUUCAGGAUUGUCUAUACGAAGAUGACAUCGUCGAAUAUCUUGCCCAUGCGUACAAUGCCAAAGUAAUUCACCACAAAUACAUUAAAUGCACCCCAAUCGUAUGGAUCAAGAAACCCGCCAAGUCCAAUUUUUUCAAGACAAACUACCUUGCCCAUGGAAACGAGCCUGCACUCGAGUUCACAUAUGCAGAUGUUUGUCUCGUGGCUAACAUAGACUCUGCGGCAAAGAGGAAUGUCAAAUAG